This is a messenger RNA of Microthlaspi erraticum, 546 nucleotides long. NCBI's taxonomy places the organism in Eukaryota, Viridiplantae, Streptophyta, Magnoliopsida, Brassicales, Brassicaceae. The record is from the annotation of a GenBank genome assembly.
AUGGGACGUGAGGAGCAAGGAAGGACUUGGUGCAUGGACGCAGCUCAACUGGAUACGCAAAGGAAGAAGGAGGAAGUCAUCUUGAAGACCAGCUCGACCACCUACUCGACCAUCCGGUCGAGUUCCUCAACUCGACCGGCCAAGCUUCAACUCGAUCGAGCUGAGAAGUGUAUGCGAACUCGAUCGAGUCGAACAACAGAAGACUUGGUCGAGCUAGAUUUCACCACGGGUAGAAAGAGAGUCAGAGGAACUCAGAGGGUACAAGAGGAACCUGAGGUGCUUGUUACUGAUACCAUGGAUGUACCAGAGGGGAAUGGAAACCCUUUGGGCAAUGGACUCGGUCGAGCUAGGCAAACUCGACCGAUUGGUCUAGGAGAUGCUCCAAACCGCCAUCAAAGAGACAAGGGAUUGUUCCACCACCUGCAGAACCACAACUUUGAGAUCAAGCUGGGAAUGAUCAACCUUGUGCAGAACAAGAUGUUCCAUGGAUUGCCAAGUGAAGACCCCAUUGAUCACCUUGAUGAGUUUGAUAGGCUUGUGAUUUGA